Messenger RNA from Macadamia integrifolia, 2448 nucleotides. RefSeq names its product F-box protein At1g47056-like. Gene Ontology annotation, biological process: SCF-dependent proteasomal ubiquitin-dependent protein catabolic process. Gene Ontology annotation, molecular function: protein binding. The record is from RefSeq and is a predicted model, not a curated record. Gene Ontology annotation, cellular component: SCF ubiquitin ligase complex. The transcript has a single exon. NCBI's taxonomy places the organism in Eukaryota, Viridiplantae, Streptophyta, Magnoliopsida, Proteales, Proteaceae. The coding region runs from base 228 to 1886 and encodes 552 amino acids.
AGAAAAAGAAAGAAGAAAAAGAAAAAGAGAGGAAAAAGACAGAAAAACCCGAAGUUAUAAGAAAGCCAGAAUUAAUUAGGACAUCAAGUCCGCCACGUUCAGAUGCAUCAUCGUCGAGCGAGAAGGAGCGCAGAGCCAGAGGAGACUCAGGAGAGGUUUCACACUAGUCCUUCUCUUUGUCCUUGCAGUUCUUGAUUUAGGAUUUCGAUUGUUUCCGAUCUCUGUGGAUGGGCCAGUCGUCUUCGACUGCCGGAAUCCCAGCGGCGUCAAGCCGUUGUUUAAGUAAUUUCGACCAUCAUCGGAACAGGAGUAGAUCCAACCCAGCCUUGAUCUCUCUGAUGCCAGGAGGCGAUGCUGGUGCUGGUGCUGAUGUUGAUGUUGAUGUUGAUGAUGUUGAUGUCGAUGUCGAUCUACAGGAGAAUGCUAACUACAUAUCCGAUCUUCCCGACGAGUGCUUGGCGUACAUUUUCCAGUCACUUGGUUCCGGUGACCGCAAGCGCUGUUCCCUAGUAUGCCGCCGUUGGCUUCUUGUUGAGGGUCAGAGCCGACAUCGUCUCUCCCUUAAGGCUGAGUCUGAUCUCCUACCUCUCAUCCCUUCGCUCUUGACUCGCUUCGAUGCCGUCACCAAACUCGCCCUUAAAUGCGACCGAAGAUCUGCCAGCAUCGGUGACGAUGCUCUUGUCCUCAUCUCUCUUCGUUGCCGUAACCUUACACGCCUCAAGCUUCGUGCUUGCCGUGAGCUAACGGACGCUGGCAUGGCUGCCUUUGCCAUUAACUGCAAGGGCUUGAAGAAGCUCUCCUGCGGUUCCUGUACCUUUGGUGCCAAGGGCAUGAACACCGUCCUCGAUCACUGCUCCUCCCUUGAAGAGCUCUCCGUCAAGCGCCUUCGCGGUAUCAAUGAUGGUUCUGCUGCCAAGCCCAUCGGCCCCGGCGUUGCUGCCUCGUCCCUUAAGACCAUUUGCCUCAAGGAGCUCUACAACGGGCAGUACUUUGGACCCCUGAUUAUAGGCUCCAAGAAUCUGAGGACCUUAAAGCUCUUCCGCUGCUCCGGGGAUUGGGAUAAGCUCCUCGAAUCCAUAGCGGAUCGGGUUACUGGCCUCGUCGAGGUCCACCUGGAGAGACUCCAAGUUAGCGACGUUGGCCUCGCUGCGCUCUCUAAGUGCUCCAAUCUGGAGAUCUUGCACCUUGUGAAGACUCCGGAAUGCACCAAUGCCGGGCUUGUGUCUAUCGCUGACCACUGCAAGCUCCUGAGGAAGCUUCACAUCGAUGGAUGGAAGACCAAUAGGAUAGGUGAUGAGGGCCUUAUUGCCAUCGCCAAAAGAUGCACUAACCUUCAGGAGCUGGUUCUGAUUGGUGUCAAUCCUACCUCUUCGAGUUUGGGCCUGCUUGCAGCCAAUUGCCAGAAUCUCGAGCGCUUAGCGCUUUGUGGGAGCGAGACCAUUGGUGAUGCCGAAAUUUCAUGCAUUGCUGCUAAAUGCAUCUCGCUGAAGAAGCUCUGCAUCAAGGGUUGCCCUGUCUCUGACCAUGGGAUGGAAGCGCUCGCUGGUGGCUGCCCUAAUCUGGUCAAGGUGAAGGUCAAGAAGUGCAGGGGAGUAACUGGCGAAGGUGCGGAUAGGUUGAGGGCAUGUCGGGGAUCAAUGGCUGUUAAUUUGGAUACAGGGGAAAUCGAUCAUCAGGAUGCUAGUGCCAGUGACGGUGGAGCACAGGACAAUGGACUCGAGUUCCCUCCAGUGGUUAGCCACAUCCCAGCUGGUGAUAAUCCAUCUAGCAGUUCUGGUAGAUCGGCAUUGUUCAAGGGUAGGUUAGGCCUUUUCGGUGGGAGGAAUUUUGUGGCCUGCACUUUCAGGAGAUGGUCAAACAGUAAUAGCAAUUCGCACAGUAACUAGUGGAAACUGAUGGAAAAAAAAAACAAAAAAAAAACAAAAAAAAAACCUAAGAAUGGAGAAGGAAAAAAACAAAGAAAAGUUAGACCUUCUUUGUUCACAUUGUUUUGUGUUGUAUCAUUGUUGUCUCCUUUCUUGUUUUUGUUUUUGUUAUUGUUUGAUGUUGUUUAUUGCCUUCAAAAUUGAGUCCAUGCUGUUAGAAAGGGCAACUGCAAGAAAUUUUCUUCUACCUCUUGCUUAACUGAUGGCUUCAAAGCAAGAACGUCCAUGCUUCUGUCGUUGGUUACUAUCUCUACAACUGCUCUUAUUGCUUCUUAAUUUACUAAUUGUAAUCACUUUCUGUUGGCACUUUUGUCGUUCUGCUGUAUUCUAUCUUAAUUCAUUGAAGCUUAUUAUUUAAAGAUCUAUUAGGACGAGAGAAGAUGGGCAUGCAGAUUGAGAUAUUUGUAGUAAUAAUAGAUGCAGCAGUAAGAUUUUCCCCAUGCAGGUAUAUGAGUUUGAAAGCUUAUGUAUAUUGUACAGUUGAUUGACUAUUUAAUGUUGAAAUGGAGGACUGAUUCUUUUC